Messenger RNA from Grus americana (Whooping crane), 1824 nucleotides. RefSeq names its product charged multivesicular body protein 2A (gene CHMP2A). Gene Ontology annotation, biological process: late endosome to vacuole transport; protein transport; endosome transport via multivesicular body sorting pathway. The transcript is spliced from 6 exons. The coding region runs from base 172 to 834 and encodes 220 amino acids. Gene Ontology annotation, cellular component: ESCRT III complex; multivesicular body. The record is from RefSeq and is a predicted model, not a curated record. NCBI's taxonomy places the organism in Eukaryota, Metazoa, Chordata, Aves, Gruiformes, Gruidae.
GUGGCCGCUCCGGCCGCUUCUCGAUUGUUUUACCGCGGGGAGGGCGGGGCCGUGGCGUCAGGGGCCACCCCUUAUCACGUGACCGCGCUCCCUCCCGGUGACGUCACGAGGUUUGCGGAAGUGCGCGGGAGAGACCGGGAGACGCGGAAGGAUCGAGGCGUCGCCAUCACCAUGGACCUGCUGUUCGGGCGCCGGAAGACGCCGGAGGAGCUGCUGCGGCAGAACCAGCGGGCGCUGACCCGCGCCAUGCGGGAGCUCGACCGCGAGCGCCAGAAGCUCGAGGCGCAGGAGAAGAAGAUCAUCGUUGACAUCAAGAAGAUGGCCAAGCAGGGUCAGAUGGACGCGGUGAAGAUUAUGGCGAAGGACCUGGUGCGGACACGGCGCUACGUGAAGAAGUUCAUCACCAUGAGGGCCAACGUCCAGGCCGUGUCCCUCAAGAUCCAGACCCUCAAAUCCAACAACUCCAUGGCCCAGGCCAUGAAGGGUGUCACCAAGGCCAUGGCCACCAUGAACCGACAGCUGAAGCUGCCCCAGAUCCAGAAGAUCAUGAUGGAGUUCGAGAAGCAGGCGGAGAUCAUGGACAUGAAGGAGGAGCUGAUGAAUGACGCCAUCGAUGACGCCAUGGGGGACGAGGACGAUGAGGAGGAGAGCGACGCGGUGGUGUCGCAGGUGCUGGACGAGCUGGGGCUGAACCUCACCGACGAGCUGGCCACCCUGCCCCCACCGGGGGGGUCACUGGCAGCGGGGGAGGGGCGGGCGCCAGAGGCCGCGGCUGCGCUGGCCGAUGCCGACGCCGACCUGGAGGAACGGCUCAAGAACCUGCGCCGGGACUGACCCCUGACCUCUGACCUCUGACCCCCACCGGACCCCGACGACCCCAGGGUUGACAUCAACGACAUUUGAUCCCACGACUACCCCUCCCCCUCCCCGCCGGUGACCUCCGACCCCUUUGCGACCUGCAGUCACCUCCUUGACCCCUGCGGUGACCUUUAACCUUGACCGGCAGCGAUCCGGCGUGACCUCGUGGUGACUCGUGCCCCUAGGGCUGACCCUUGACCUCCAACCUUGACCCUCCCCAGGCUGGGGGGGCUCUCAGACACACUACAGGACCUCGGCUCUCCCCGGGGGCUACUUGCCCCCCCUCCGGGGCUACUUGCCCCCCUCUUCUGGGACAUUUGCCCCCCCCCCCCCCGUGGGUUAUUUGCCCCCCCCGUGGGUUAUUUGCCCCUCUCUUCUGGGGUACCCCCCCCGGGGGUAUUUUCCCCCUUUAUCUGGAUUAUUUAUCCCCCCCCCCCCGAAUUAUUUGCCUCCUGUGAGUUAUUUGACAACCCCCCCAUGGGUUAUUUGCCCCCCUGUGGGUUAUUUGCCCCCCUCUUCUGAGGUAACCCCCCCUGGGGGGUAUUUUCCCCCUUUAUCUGGGUUAUUGACUCUCUCUUGGCUUAUUUGCCCCCCCUCUUCUGGGGUAACCCCCCCCGGGGGUAUUUUCCCCCUUUAUCAGGGUUAUUUACCCCCCCGUGGGUUAUUUGCCCCCCCCCCCCCGGGUUAUUUGCCUCCCUCUUCUGGCUUAUUGACUCUCUUUUGGGGUUCCCCCCCUGGGGUAUUUGCCCCCCCCAGGGUGUUUCCCCCCUCCUUUGCAUUAUUUGCCCCUUCUUGGGGUAUUUGCACUCCCCCCCGGGGGUAUUUGCCCCUUUUGGGGGUAUUUCCCCCCCCCGGGGGCAGUUAAAUUGGGGCAAUAAAGGCCACACGUUGGUACCUGCUGCCUCCCCCUGGCUGCUUCCUGGGGGGGGGGGCGCCCAGUGCCUCCCAGUAUGAGACUGGGAGCAC